AGGGGAUAUCGGUUUCAUCCCCGUCCCAUUAGCCCAUAAGUUUGAGAACGAUACAUAUCUGUGUGGCAUUAUGCUUGCCAUAUUCCUAGAUACGAUCUACAUGUUAAAGAGAAACGCUCGGAUAUACUAUAUACACUAUAUAUAUACAUGUUAUAAGGUCAGAAGACUUACUGCAACGAAACAUAUCAUUGAAGUUACUGCUGCAAGCCUAUGGAUAUAAGUAUAGAGGCUUUUAUUGUUAGAGAUCGUUAUCUUGAGGAGAUCGGCUUGGAAGUAAUGGAUAUCAUGGAUUGGCUGAUUAGGGGCAGCGGUCCCCAGUCUGAUUGUAAAAAGAUUGUUAGUUAUACAGCGAUGGCGAACGAAAGAGUGCAAUUUACAUAUCUAUAUAUAAAUAUAUAUAUAUUUCUGUAUAUGAACGUAUGUGUAAAAUAAAGUUUAUUGUUUUAAUGUGUUUGAACCUGCAAGUGCAAAGACUAUAUUAUAUUUAGAAAUUCUUAUGAAGUGUCAGUCCCUGAGAAUUAAGAUCGCACUAGCCGAGCAUGAUACUUCCUUGUGAAUCAGUCAACUUUCGGCCUUUGUCACAUUUGUUUUGCUGAUUUUUGGCUCGGUCUUUCAACACCUUGGUGGCAGUGUCAGAUCUUUGACUGGAUUGUUGUUUGGGGCUGUGGACGAGCACCACCAGAAUGGUCGACGAUAAGCUACCACCAAGCAAGGAACCUGCUGAACGCCCUCCAGACCAGGCCACCCCCGGAAACGCGGCUACCCGAUUUGGCUUGGAGGAUCACGAGGCCACUCAGCAGGAUGCCCGGGUGAACACACUGCGGCAAGCAGAAGAGCGACGUGGUUCCAUGGUGCCUCCCGACAAGCGGGCGAUGUCCAUGAAGAUAUCGCAAGCGCGCUUACACACCAUAAAUGAUCCGAAUCGGACUGGCACACAUUCUGCUGAAGCGACGACACCACCGGCCAAGCCUGUGGUCAACAUUUCGUCGCGGAGUUCUUUGAUGAAAGGUGUGGCGCCAGAUCUUCCACCCAAGCCGCAGCGACCCUCCGAAAGCGAGGUCGAUCUUGAAUCCUCCGAUGUUGAUAGACCAUCGGCAAAAAGGAAAUCGGAGAAAGCACUAUCUGAUAUUUCAACUUCGUCAUCGGAGGAAUCAGAUAAACGCGUCCGACCUGCUCCUCCUCCCCCACAACCAGAGCCUCAGCAGAAAUCAAUUGAUUUUGCAGCAUCGGAAGCUGAGCCCAUUCCCCCGCCGGCGCCUAGACCGGAGGAUGUACCAUUGCCCCCACCCAUGAUGUCGUCCGUGCCGACGGAUGGAAGCCAAGACGAUGGCCAGAGCAUAAAUAGCAAGUUGACCAACACCGACAUCAGUUUUCACCCAUCCAAGGUAUUCGCCUCGAAGGGAACCAACACUUCGGGCAUGCUCUACUCCGACGAGGAAAAUGUGCCGGAGGAAGAGGAAUUCCCAAAACUUCCGGAUCAGUUCUCCGCCAGCGAUCUGGACACUUUGUUCCUGCUGGCCUGUCGGGAGGUGAAGAAGGCUGGCGCUAUCGCUCUUGCGGAAAACAAAAAGAACCAGGAGUACACCACCAAGAAGCACACGAAUGACAUCGUCACUCCCACCGACAACAUUGUCGAGGAGUCCUUCAUUAAGGCCAUCAGCUCACGGUAUCCCAAUCACCAAUUUAUUGCCGAAGAGAGAAUUUCAAAGUCGGAGACUGGUAUGGUGACCCUGACCGAUGACCCCACCUGGAUAAUCGAUCCCAUCGAUGGCACCAUGAACUUUGUCCACCACUUUCCGUACUACUGCAUCUCCGUGGCCUAUUUGGUAAAUCAGGAGACCCAGUUUGGUAUUAUCUAUAAUCCGCCCAUGAAGAAUAUGUACACGGCCCAACUGGGCAAGGGUGCUCAAAUGAACGGCGAGAUGAUAAGGACCACUGGCCAAACCAACCUCUCCGCGGCCAUGGUUCUGCAGGAGUACAGCUCGGGCGGCAAUGAGGCGCGUAACCAGGUGGCCACUGAGAACUCCCAGCGUCUGGUAAAGAGAACACAUGCGAUGCGCUCUAUUGGAUCCUCCGCCAUGUGCUUGGCAAUGGUCGCCUCCGGAGUGGCGGAUGCCUUCUACAACUUUGGGCUGCACGUUUGGGAUAUGGCAGCAGGCGCUUUGAUAGUCACGGAGGCCGGAGGAGUGGUAAUGGAUCCGGCCGGAGAGGAGUUGGACAUUAUGUCCCGUCGCUGCCUCGCUGCCUCUACUGACUACCUUGCCCUCGAAUUGGGUAACUGCCUGCAGCAGAAUUAUCCAUCUCCACGUGACGACGAGCCGCGUUCCGUUAACCCCAAUGAGUACGGACCUGCUCCGGAGACCAGGGACUUUACCAGCCAGACGGACUUCCCCGAUUCGGAUACCCCAGAAACCACUGACACCGAAAUAGGCAGAGAAAAAAAAGCGACGCCUGCUAACUAAUUAACCACCAGAAAGGCCAGCUUAAAUUGCAUUUUAAAAUUUUAGUUGUUUAAUAAACUGACAAUGCAUGGUUUUUCCAUGUUUUUAAGUAAA
This is a messenger RNA of Drosophila sechellia, 2555 nucleotides long. RefSeq lists its product as uncharacterized. Gene Ontology annotation, biological process: signal transduction; phosphatidylinositol phosphate biosynthetic process; inositol metabolic process. The transcript has 3 exons. Gene Ontology annotation, molecular function: inositol monophosphate 1-phosphatase activity. Bases 684 to 2462 code for a protein of 592 amino acids. The record is from RefSeq and is a predicted model, not a curated record. Lineage: Eukaryota; Metazoa; Arthropoda; Insecta; Diptera; Drosophilidae.